AUGCGACUGGUUGACACAACCAGUUCUGCUUUCAAAACAGCAUCUCGAUUUGCUGCACUCAGUCAUAUGUGGGGAGAUAUAUCUACAUCACCUCCUCUACAGACGUUUCAGUCAAAUCUUGAGCAGCUACGGCAGACUAUAGAGCCGACCGACCUACCCAAGAACUUUGCUGAUGCGGCACGAGUAUGCAUUCAACUCGGGAUCCCAUAUCUUUGGAUCGACUCACUCUGCAUCAUCCAAGACUCGGCCGAUGAUUGGAAGCGGGAGGCUGUCAAGAUGCACCUCGUGUAUCGCCACGCCGUAGUAACCAUCGUCGCAACUUCAGCCACGUCAACGCAUGACGGAUUCCUUGACCGCGACUUCGAAAAGACUCUGGCCGCAAAGAUUUACUACUCCUUUGACUAUGGCCAAGAUAUUCCACCAUCUGGGCAUGGCCGGGAUAGAUAUAUGGUCUUCUACCAUCGUCAACACUAUGAAGAUUCGUUCCCUACAUACGCAAUCAACAACUCCAAGUGGAACACCAGGGCUUGGACAAUGCAAGAGAGAAGCCUCUCGACGAGGCUCAUACACUUUUGCCGCAACAAGAUCUUCUUUGAAUGCCGGUCCUGCAUCAAGUCUGAAGAGAACGAACCAGCUGCCCACUAUGCCCUGAUGACCAGAAUACUCUGGCCCAGAGAUUCUUCGACAUCCUGGGAUACGCUUUAUGAGUUUUGGCAGUGGUGCCUGACGCAGUAUUGCCCAAGAAACCUAACCAAGGGCAAAGACAAGCUCAUCGCAAUCCAAAGCGUGGCUGAGGAGAUGAUGAGUAUCACCAAGUGGGAGUACAUCAGAUUUGCAGGGAUGUGGAGGCACAAGAUCAGCGAGGAGCUCUUUUGGAUUUUUCCCUACGGAGAAGCCAGAAGGCCUGAUGCCGCUCGUGCACCGAGUUGGUCAUGGAGUGCGCUGGAUGGACACGUCUUGUUCAAUCCCCGAAUCCUGCCAAAGGGGAAGCGAAGCGUACCAGAGCCACUGGCUCUCAUCUUUGAUGAGAUCAAGGUGGAUGUUAUCGAUGUGUACCCCUCGAGGGAACAUACUCCCACUGGUGAGAUACAUGGUUAUCUCGAGGUCAAAGCCUGGGUGCGGCCUAUCUCAACGGUUGUGAAGGCUAAGAGUGUUAAUGAUGACGAAGAAUUUUUCCCGUUCAAACUUGUAGCUGGAUCCGACGGAGUCAGUCACGGCAGCGGAGAACAAGAGCAUGUUUUCGCUCACGGGAGGUUGGAUAUGAACACGCCCAGAGGGAACACUAGGCUGCUCUAUCUGCACAUCGGCAUUGAUAAGCGCCUAACGGGCCUCAUUCUUGAGCUUGGGCCAGAAGAUACGACAAGAACAGGAAAAUCACUGGAAGUCUGGAGAAGAGUGGGCGUUGCCACUAUCUUUGACGACGAAAGGGGAUCCAUUCUCUCAACGGAUCUGUUCGGGAACGGGACAGGGCGAUCAAAGAUCAUCAUGGUGUGA
Messenger RNA from Fusarium keratoplasticum, 1494 nucleotides. Its product is annotated as HET domain-containing protein. The coding region runs from base 1 to 1494 and encodes 497 amino acids. The record is from RefSeq and is a predicted model, not a curated record. The transcript has a single exon. NCBI's taxonomy places the organism in Eukaryota, Fungi, Ascomycota, Sordariomycetes, Hypocreales, Nectriaceae.